Molecule: messenger RNA, 1630 nt
Organism: Lipotes vexillifer (Yangtze River dolphin)
Lineage: Eukaryota; Metazoa; Chordata; Mammalia; Artiodactyla; Lipotidae
Gene: CEBPB
Product: CCAAT enhancer binding protein beta
Exons: 1
Coding region: 206-1243 (345 amino acids)
Biological process (GO): DNA-templated transcription; regulation of cell differentiation; regulation of transcription by RNA polymerase II
Molecular function (GO): RNA polymerase II cis-regulatory region sequence-specific DNA binding; DNA-binding transcription factor activity, RNA polymerase II-specific
Source: RefSeq, a predicted model, not a curated record
UCAGAGCCGCGCACGGGACCGGGAAGGGGACCCACCCGAGGGUCCAGCCGCCAGCCGCCAGCCCCCGCACUAAUAGCGGCCACGCCGGAGGGAGCGGCAACAGCAUCAGGGACACAGCAGCGACAGUUCGGAGCUGGGAGGCCGCGCCACCUGCGGGCCGGCCGGAGCGGGCAGCCCCAGGCCCCCUCCCCGGGCACCCGCGUUCAUGCAACGCCUGGUGGCCUGGGACCCAGCAUGUCUCCCCCUGCCGCCGCCGCCUGCCUUUAAAUCCAUGGAAGUGGCCAACUUCUACUACGAGGCGGACUGCUUGGCUGCUGCGUACGGCGGCAAGGCGGCCCCUGCGGCGCCCCCCGCGGCCAGACCCGGGCCGCGCCCCCCCGCCGGCGAGCUGGGUAGCAUCGGUGACCACGAGCGCGCCAUCGACUUCAGUCCAUACCUGGAGCCGCUGGGCGCGCCGCAGGCCCCGGCGCCGGCCACGGACACCUUCGAGGCGGCUCCGCCCGCGCCCGCCCCCGCUCCCGCCUCCUCCGGGCAGCACCACGACUUCCUCUCCGACCUCUUCUCUGACGACUACGGGGGCAAGAACUGCAAGAAGGCGGCCGAAUACGGCUACGUGAGCCUGGGGCGUCUGGGGGCCGCCAAGGGCGCGCUGCACCCGGGCUGCUUCGCGCCCUUACACCCGCCGCCCCCGCCGCCGCCGCCACCGCAGCCGGCCGAGCUCAAGGCGGAGCCGGGCUUCGAGCCCGCGGACUGCAAGCGGAAGGAGGAGGCCGGAGCGCCGGGCGGCGGCGCCGCAGGCAUGGCGGCUGGUUUCCCGUACGCGCUGCGCGCCUACCUCGGCUACCAGGCGGUGCCGAGCGGCAGCAGCGGGAGCCUCUCCACGUCCUCGUCGUCCAGCCCGCCCGGCACGCCGAGCCCAGCAGACGCCAAGGCGCCCCCGACCGCCUGCUAUGUGGGGGCGGCGCCGGCGCCCUCGCAGGUCAAGAGCAAGGCCAAGAAGACCGUGGACAAGCACAGCGACGAGUACAAGAUCCGGCGUGAGCGCAACAACAUCGCGGUGCGCAAGAGCCGCGACAAGGCCAAGAUGCGCAACCUGGAGACGCAGCACAAGGUCCUGGAGCUCACGGCCGAGAACGAGCGGCUCCAGAAGAAGGUGGAACAGCUGUCGCGCGAGCUCAGCACCCUGCGGAACUUGUUCAAGCAGCUGCCUGAACCCCUGCUCACCUCCUCCGGCCACUGCUAGCGCGGCCCCCGCGCGCGUCCCCCUGCCGGCCGGCCUCCGCGCUGCCGGGCGCGCCGCGGCCACCGAGACUCCGGGAAGCGCCCGCGCUCCCGCUCCCGCUCCCGCCCCCGCCCCUGGUGGCGCCGGCAAAACUUUGGCACUGGGGCACUUGGCAGCGCGGGGAGCUCGUCGGUAAUUUUAAUAUUUUAUUAUAUAUAUAUAUAUAUAUUUUUGUCCACACCAACCGCACAUGCAGAUGGGCCGCCCGCCCGUGGUGUUAUUUAAAGAAGAGAUGUCUAUGUGUACAGAUGAAUGAUAAACUCUGCCUCUCCUUCUGACCCCUCUCCAGGCGCCGGCGGGCGGGCCGGUUUCGAAGUUGAUGCAAUCGGUUUAAACAUGGCUGAACGC